This is a messenger RNA of Penaeus vannamei (Pacific white shrimp), 585 nucleotides long. Lineage: Eukaryota; Metazoa; Arthropoda; Malacostraca; Decapoda; Penaeidae. The record is from RefSeq and is a predicted model, not a curated record.
AUGUCUCCCUCGCUACCCUCGCCCAUACAUCCCGCCUUCCCUCCGCGGCGAUUCUUCGAUGCCUACCACCAGCAUCGCGGCAUCCGGCCACCCAACACCUCAUCCCCAGCAAGGACGUCUGGCCCGCCAUCAUCAAGGACGUUCGGCAGUGGUGUCGUUCCUGUAUCGAAUGCCAAAGAAACAAGAUCCACAAGCACACCAAAUCCCCCCUCCAAACCUUUCCUAUUCCAGACAGUAGGUUCCACACGUCCACAUAGACAUAGUGGGACCCCUGCCCAUGGACGACGCUACAGCUACAUCCUGACGAUGAUCGACCGCUUCACCAGAUGGCCCGAGGCUACGCCCAUCCGCGACAUCACCGCAGCGACAGUCGCCAAGACCUUCAAUACCUGGAUCUCCCACUUUGGCACCCCGGAAACCGUCACUACAGACCGCGGCGCCCAGUUCGAGUCCGAACUUUGGCGCCACCUAAUGAUCCUGCUCGGGUCCAAAAGAAUCAGGACGACUGCCUACCACCCUGCGCCAACGGCAUGUCGAGCGCUCCACCGGCAUAUGAAAGCAGGCCCUAACAUCAUCCUCCCCUAA